Messenger RNA from Struthio camelus australis, 3581 nucleotides. The record is from RefSeq and is a predicted model, not a curated record. NCBI's taxonomy places the organism in Eukaryota, Metazoa, Chordata, Aves, Struthioniformes, Struthionidae.
UGAAAUCAAGAGCAAGGAAGUUGAAAGACUUGCAACCAAGGGUAUGAACAAGAAUUUUCUUCAGUCUGGACAAUCAAAUCCUUAUAAGGAGUGGCAUCUGACCUGAAAAAAAAAACUUAAAAUAUUCCAAAGUUGGAGGAGAUGUUUUUUUAUUAACAUCUAUAGAUCUCAGAUAGCUUUACAAAGACCAAAAAAGAAUUAUUAGUGUUGUGAUGUGCAUAAUACUUGGAAAUAUGAAACCAGAGCAAAGAAAAUCCUAAAAAGAGCUUAUUCAUAGUGGAUGCAUUUUAUGGACCCGAAGCAGUGAAUUGCAGAGGAGCAAACUGUAGUACCAAGCAGUUAAAUGACUUUUGCAAGGCCACAGACAAGGAUGACCCAUUGUUAUUGAACCUGAACAGAUGGGAGCAUUCAUUUCCUAAGCACUUUGUGCUCCGUUCUCCUACUUUGGGGUUUCAACAUCCGAUUUGUGAUGCAGAAGAUCGACACACAGUUUCAAGUCCCCACAGGAAUACUUCUGUUAGCCUGUUGUAGCAUCCCAGAGAAGAGCGGAUCCCAGCUCCCGGCUGGACGUCCCUGUUGGCUCCAACCCUUCUCAGGACGUGGCUGGAGAAAGGUGUCAUGCGCUCUUGUUCUCGAGACCCUUGCACAGCCUGGCCUGAGGGCCGGCUGAUCUGAAGACACGGUCUAGUCCUGCCUUGAGCCCAGAGCUACACAGCAUUGUCUCUGGCGAGCUCUCUGCGACGGGAAGGCCUAGUUCUCCUUGAGGCACGGAGGUGCUUUUAAAAUCCCCGCUCCUACCCGCCGAAAUAAGACAUUAAACUGAAAUUCAGAAAAGCUGCUCUGCCGCAGUUCCGCCGCCCCGAGCGCCCAGUAGUUUACUUCAGAUGGCUGAGAAAACCACCCGAGGCCCGGAGGAUGUCCCUGAAUCUUCUCCCGAUGAAAAUGAGUUUCCUUUUGGAUAUCCCACUAGCAUUUGUGAAGAUGUGCCUGAUCAGAAGUACCUGUGCAGCAACUGCAAUAAUAUUCUGAAGAAAGCCCUGCAGACACUGUGUGGGCAUCGCUACUGCUCUGCUUGCCUGGCAUGGAUCGUACGAAACAAUAAAAAUCCAGUCUGCCAGAAAUGUAAAGAGGAGGAUCCCAGCACUUUAAGUGAAGGAAGCCUGUUGGCAGAAGAAAGGGCCUUCAGUGAUGCUGCCAUUAAUAAAGAGAUCUCUGAACUCAAAGUACAUUGUGUGACCCUGGGAUGCAGUUGGUCUGGGAUCAUGAAAAAUUUUGAAGAGCAUCAGAGCCUAUGCGAAUAUGCUUUAAUCCCUUGUCACACUGGCUGUGGACACAUGGUGAUGAGGAAGAAACUUGCAGAUCAUUUGGAAAAUGGAUGUGUUAAUAACGUGACAACGUGUCAAAAGUGUAAGCGGAGUUUAUCCAGUAGUGAAUACCAAAAACAUUCAUGUGAAGGCAAUUUAUAUAAGGAAGAAAAAAGCGUGCAAACAGAAACAUCAUCAAAGGAAAAGAACCGCUCUACACCCUUAAUCAACAAGGAUGGAUGUUGGUUUUCUGAAGUUGGCUGUUCUUUUAGGGGAAGCAAAGAGAAGGUAAAGGAGCAUGAAAAAAUUGCAGUUGGGGCCCACAUGCUGCUUCUGCUGCAGCACAUAAAGCAACUGAAGGCAAGCUUGUGCUCUCCUGCCAAAGCUGCAAACGGCUUCGUCCCACAGCCAGAGCUGAAUACGAAUGGGGCACAAAAAAGCGUCUCUGAUCUGCAGAUCCCAGCGGAUCUGGAAGUCAGUGGGGAUCUGGAAGUAGACUGUUUUCCUGGAUCUUCUGUUUCUGAAGAUGAAUCACUUCUGCAACAACUUAUGAGGGAGAAGGUGAUUUCUGAGCUAGAAAAUAAGCUGCAUGUGUUUGAGAAUAUUGUGGCAGUGCUCAAUAAAGAGGUGGAGACCUCUAACUUGGAAAUCACAGCCUUUCGGAGACAGAGUGAACUCGAUCAAAAUAUAAUACGAGGCCUUGAACUGAAGAUUGCAGAGUUGCACCGGUGCCUGACACAGAAGGAUGCAGGCCUGAGCAGCCUGCAUAAGAGUCUCCUGUUCUCUGAGCAAGCUUCCUAUGACGGGAUCUUUCUGUGGAAAAUAACGGAUGUUGGCAGGAAGUUGCAAGACUCGGUGACUGGAAGAACAAUCAGUUUGUAUUCACCAGCUUUCUACACUGCAAAGUACGGCUACAAAGUCUGCCUGAGGAUUUAUCUGAAUGGAGAUGGGACAGGAAAGGGGACCCAUGUGUCUCUGUUCUUCGUUGUCAUGAAAGGGGACUAUGAUGCUCUGCUUCCUUGGCCGUUCAGACACAAGGUUACAUUUAUGUUGCUUGAUCAAAACAACAGAGAACACGUUAUUGAUGCAUUUCGCCCAGACUUGACAUCUGCUUCAUUUCAGAGACCGGUGAACGAUAUGAAUGUUGCAAGCGGUUGUCCUAUGUUCCUCCCUUUGUCCAAAUUGCAGUCACCUAAAUAUGCCUAUGUGAAGGAAGACACGCUUUUCCUUAAAUGCAUUAUAGAAACAAAUUAGUAAAUCUUGAAAUAUGGGUAUCUGGUACAUCAUCCGCUGAAUUUCGUUAGUUUACAAAAUAAGAACCGUCAGCUUGAGACUUUGUGUUAGAUUUCGUGCACAGGCAAAACCCCGAGGGCCUGAGCCUGCGCUCCGCUGAAGAUCUGCCUGCUAGAGCUAGCUGCUGCCGAGGACGUUGCCCAGUGCCACUGGAAGGGUGCCAUUGCAAGUGAAAACUGUGAUUAUUUCAUAAAAACAGCUGAUACUGCUCUUUUAGGUAUAGGUUGCAGUCCUUCCCUCUGCAGAGGCACAGGUGGGGGGGCAGAGCUGCUCUGUCUCCCGCCUUGCCCCGCGUGUGCGUGUGUCAUCCCGUCUGGGGGCUGGCGGAGGGCUCUGCCCCAGCUCCCUCCAGGGCCCCUGGGACGGACCCCUCCUGGGACCCCCUUUCCCGGAGGGGCAGGGCGCCUGUGGGGUUGCACCGGCUGCCAGCCCCGACGUGGGAUUUUGGCUGUUCCCCCGCCAGCGACGAGGGCAGAGCCCUUUCCCCAAGGAAACCUGAUUUGUCUCCAUUUGUGCUUCCUGACGACCUUCAAAGCAGGGAGUUGUGGAUAGCGUUUGUAGCUUGAAUUCUGUAUACUGGAUGAUUUAUUUCUUGCUAUUUAUUUUAGACCUAAAUUUUUGUGCUCUGCGUGGAGAGAUUCUCUUGCAUCAGCAAUGUGACCAGAGUCCGUUGUGCCUUGGGGAAAUUACCGUGUCCUUCUAAAAGGAGUAGUUUGACUCUUGUGUUUCAGACAUGGAGCCCUGAGGGUUAACCCAGGGAAUCCAGAGCUGCUGGUUCAAGCGGUGGUGAGGACCGGGCGGUAGCUUCGUUUUAAAGUGUUCAGUCACUUCCUGAAACUUCAGGGCAAGUGACUUAUUAAAAAGUAUUUAUUUGAUCUUUUUCUUGCUUUAUUCUUUUUAUUACUCGGAUGUUUAAGUCUUUUCACAUGCUGGAAUGGAAGUAACUACCAGAUAUGGGUUCCCCCCCCCUUUUUUUUUUAAAAC